AUGAGCUCCAUUAAUGACAUCCAAGAAAUUGACCAAGCUCAUCAUCUCUACUUCCCUUCAAAAGGGAAAAUACUUUGUUUGCAUGGCCAUGAUCAUUCAAAUGGUGCUAACAAUUCCUAUGCAUUAACUUGGCCCGAAGUUCUCCCUGCCGGAGCUAAACUCCUCUCAGGCUUAACCUUCGUCUCCGAAACCUUUUACGACUACACAAACCUUUGGCAUGGCUUGUCUGCCAUGACUCCAUUUGUGAAUUGGUAUCAAAACAAGCAUUGCAUGGUGCCAGAGAGAUGGGUACUGUUCCAUUGGGGAGAAUUAAGAUUGGAGAUGACACCAUGGUUAGAGACUUUGAUGGAGGUGAGCAUUGGCCGGAAAGUGAAGAUCGAGAAGUUUAACGACGAUGGAGAUAGACCUGUUUGCUUCGAGAAGGCAGUUGUUUUUAGGAGAAAUGAAGAAGGGAUGUCGAAGACGAAUAAGGAGAAAGUGUAUGAUUUGAUGAGAUGCAAAGCUAGAGCUUAUUGUGAUGUUGGUAGAGAUGAAGAUGGUGGUCAUGAUCAAUAUCAUGGUUUGGAGGAGGGGAAAAAGAAGGUGAUUAGGUUGACCCUUUUUUUAAGGGUUGGGUCAAGGUCUUUCAAGAAUGAGACCACGGUUGUCACCGUCUCCGGCGAGCAGUGCCGGAAGGUUGAUGGUUGCAGGCUAAGAGUUGCGCACUCUCAUAACCUUUCAUUUUGUGAUCAGGUAAGACUAAUGAGUGACACGGAUAUCUUAAUUACUCCACAUGGUGCGCAAUUGACGAAUAUGAUAUUCAUGAAUAAAAAUAGUAGUAUCUUGGAGUUUUUUCCGAAAGGAUGGCUAGAGUUGGCCGGAGUUGGGCAGUAUGUUUUCCGGUGGCUUGCUGAUUGGGCCGGAAUGAGACAUGAAGGAGCAUGGAAUGAUCCUAAUGGGCAAAAGUGUCCUUACACUGAUAAUGCAGAGUGUUUCACCUUCUAUAAAGAUGGUCAAGUAGGGAUUGAUGAGGACUUUUUGGUAAAAUGGCUAGCUAGGGUUCUCAAUGAAGUGAAGGAGCACAAGAACAAUAUUAAUGGACAAGCAAAUCUUAGUUCUAGUGCUUGCUCUUGUUCUUUAGUUUGA
Molecule: messenger RNA, 1125 nt
Organism: Dioscorea cayenensis subsp. rotundata (Guinea yam)
Lineage: Eukaryota; Viridiplantae; Streptophyta; Magnoliopsida; Dioscoreales; Dioscoreaceae
Exons: 2
Coding region: 1-1125 (374 amino acids)
Molecular function (GO): glycosyltransferase activity
Source: RefSeq, a predicted model, not a curated record